CCCACGGUAUCUAAUUCAGUUUGCGUUCAUCGACAGGAACGACGGUUGUGAUCCCUCCACUGGUGGUGACACGAAUCAUAAGCAUUAUUUCAUACCUAAAAAACAAAAUCUACAAAAAAAGCUUCAUUCCCAUCGAAAAAACUUUCUUGUGAAAUCAACCGAGCUAACAAACAACAUCCUGUGCAAAAUCUAGCAGUGAAAGUGUGAUAUCGUAUACCUGUACCUGUAAACCGUUGUGCGCGUGUGUGCCUUUGUGUAUCAAUUUUGUGGAAAACAGAAAAUACAUCAAAAUGGUUUACAAUUUCAAAGUCUUCAAGAAGUGCGCCCCUAAUGGAAAGGUUACGCUGUACAUGGGCAAGCGUGACUUUGUAGACCACGUUUCCGGCGUUGAACCGAUCGAUGGUAUCGUCGUCCUCGAUGAUGAGUACAUUCGUGACAACCGUAAGGUAUUCGGUCAGAUUGUCUGCAGUUUCCGCUACGGCCGCGAAGAGGACGAGGUGAUGGGACUAAACUUCCAGAAGGAGUUAUGCCUCGCUUCCGAACAGAUCUACCCGCGUCCGGAAAAGUCGGACAAGGAGCAGACCAAGCUCCAGGAGCGACUGCUGAAGAAGCUGGGUUCGAACGCCAUCCCGUUCACGUUCAACAUCUCGCCGAAUGCCCCGUCUUCGGUCACGCUGCAGCAGGGCGAAGAUGAUAACGGAGACCCGUGCGGUGUGUCGUACUACGUGAAGAUCUUUGCCGGUGAGUCGGAAACCGAUCGUACGCACCGUCGCAGCACCGUUACGCUCGGCAUACGCAAGAUCCAGUUCGCACCGACCAAGCAGGGCCAGCAGCCGUGCACGCUGGUGCGCAAGGACUUUAUGCUAAGCCCGGGAGAGCUGGAGCUCGAGGUCACACUAGACAAGCAGCUGUACCUGCACGGGGAGCGAAUAGGCGUCAACAUCUGCAUCCGCAACAACUCGAACAAAAUGGUCAAGAAGAUUAAGGCCAUGGUCCAGCAGGGUGUGGAUGUGGUGCUGUUCCAGAAUGGUAGCUACCGCAACACAGUGGCAUCGCUGGAGACUAGCGAGGGUUGCCCAAUUCAGCCCGGCUCCAGUCUGCAGAAGGUUAUGUACCUCACGCCGCUGCUGUCCUCGAACAAGCAGCGACGUGGCAUCGCCCUGGACGGUCAGAUCAAGCGUCAGGAUCAGUGUUUGGCCUCGACAACCCUCUUGGCUCAACCGGAUCAGCGAGAUGCUUUCGGCGUUAUCAUAUCAUAUGCCGUAAAGGUUAAGCUUUUCCUCGGCGCACUCGGCGGCGAGCUGUCGGCGGAACUUCCAUUUGUGCUGAUGCACCCAAAGGUAAAAUUAUUUCAACUCAAAUUAUUUUGUAUACACGACAAAUACGACGAAUGUUCAUUUUUUUCCUUCUUUCUACAACGCCCACCAAACAGCCCGGCACCAAGGCUAAGGUCAUCCAUGCCGACAGCCAGGCCGACGUAGAAACUUUCCGACAGGAUACAAUCGACCAGCAGGCAUCAGUUGACUUUGAAUAGACGACGCAACGGUUUGGAAAUGCUACCUACUACCCCAGGCAUGGGCUAACACGACGAACGAACUACUACUACUAAGCAUAAAAAACAGGAAAAAAAAUGGAAAACUUAAAAAAUGGAUCAUACAACCGAACGCAAACGACCUACGACGAUCGAUCUCACUUCCCCGUCUUUUUCAUCCUAAGCAAUAGAACGAUGGUAGAAAAGGAAGAUAAAGAUGGAGAGAAAGUCACGUGUAUCAAUGACGACGAUUACCAAAACUAAAGACGUAACACACGUUCCCCAGCGAGCGGUAACUGUUCUGUUCUGACACCUUCCGCUCGACAAUGUACCUUUUAAAAACAUACAAAUUAGAAAUCGUCUUCACUACCUUCAACCAAUCCGGCCACUUUGGUAUAUACUUUUCAUAGAAUCCUUCUGAGCGCAAGGACCCUAUUGAAAUUCAGUGUUAUUUUGUAACUGCUACCAAAUGCCUAGCUGAAUGUUGUUGAACGAGUUAUGUACAUCAAAUGAUUGAAUAAAACAAAACAAAAAUAAGAACAUUGGUUUGAACACAUCCAAAA
This is a messenger RNA of Anopheles gambiae (African malaria mosquito), 2094 nucleotides long. It is a transcript of the gene Arr1, whose product is annotated as arrestin homolog. NCBI's taxonomy places the organism in Eukaryota, Metazoa, Arthropoda, Insecta, Diptera, Culicidae. Gene Ontology annotation, cellular component: cytoplasm. The coding region runs from base 291 to 1481 and encodes 396 amino acids. The transcript has 3 exons. Gene Ontology annotation, molecular function: G protein-coupled receptor binding. The record is from RefSeq and is a predicted model, not a curated record. Gene Ontology annotation, biological process: G protein-coupled receptor internalization; signal transduction.